Molecule: messenger RNA, 2765 nt
Organism: Pelobates fuscus (common spadefoot toad)
Lineage: Eukaryota; Metazoa; Chordata; Amphibia; Anura; Pelobatidae
Product: cullin-4B
Exons: 21
Coding region: 89-2668 (859 amino acids)
Biological process (GO): protein ubiquitination; DNA damage response; ubiquitin-dependent protein catabolic process
Cellular component (GO): Cul4B-RING E3 ubiquitin ligase complex
Molecular function (GO): ubiquitin protein ligase binding
Source: RefSeq, a predicted model, not a curated record
GUCGCUCUCGCUUGCUUUCCAGUGCCCGAAUUUCCCCCCCUCAGCCGGGACCAAUCAGAGCCGCCGCUCGGGGAGGCAAAGCCAACGGAUGAGGCCCGCACGGUCGGGCAUUAUGAAAGACCUCGUCGCCAGCCCUUCCGGUUUAUCAUCCCCCAACCCCUCAGCUCCUGAGGUCAGGCCAGAGGGUAACAGCUCCUCCAAAAAGAGAAAGUUGAACAGCAGCAGUGAAAAGGAAGACUUUGAUCCCCACCCAUCACCCAAGCACUCAAACACGUCCUCCAACCACAUCCAGAAGAAGCUCCGGUUUGAGGACACCCUGGACUUUAUUGGACUCGAUGUGAAGAUGGCUGAGGAGUCUCCCUCCUCAUCUUCCUGCUCUUCCACUACACCCCAGACAUUGAGAAGUAAAAACCUGCUUCUGUCUCCGGUGUCAGCUGGGCACCAUGCCAAUGGGCUCACCAAAGCCUCCCCUGUUUCUAGUUUUGCCAACAGCAAGCCAGGGUCUGCCAAGAAGUUAGUAAUCAAGAACUUUAAAGAUAAACCCAAAUUGCCUGAAAAUUACACAGAUGAAACGUGGCAAAAAUUGAAAGGAGCAGUGGAAGCCAUUCAAAAUAGCACUUCAAUAAAAUACAACCUAGAAGAACUAUACCAGGCUGUUGAAAACCUCUGCUCUUACAAGAUCUCUGCAAACCUCUACAAACAACUAAGACAGAUAUGCGAAGACCACAUCAAAGCACAAAUCCAUCAGUUCAGAGAAGAUUCAUUGGAUAGUGUUCUUUUCCUAAAGAAAAUUGACAAAUGCUGGCAGGAUCACUGCAGGCAAAUGAUUAUGAUUAGAAGUAUAUUUUUAUUUUUGGAUCGAACGUACGUCUUGCAAAAUUCAAUGCUGCCAUCAAUUUGGGAUAUGGGUCUAGAACUGUUCAGAAACCAUAUAAUCAGCGAUCAAAAAGUUCAAACCAAGACCAUUGAUGGAAUUCUUCUAUUGAUUGAGAGGGAAAGAAACGGAGAAGCCAUUGAUAGAAGUUUGUUACGAAGUCUCCUUAGUAUGCUAUCUGAUUUGCAAAUUUAUCAGGAUUCAUUUGAGCACAGGUUCCUAGAAGAGACAAAUCGCCUGUAUGCAGCUGAAGGCCAGAGACUAAUGCAAGAAAGAGAGGUCCCAGAAUAUCUUCAUCAUGUGAACAAGCGUUUAGAAGAGGAAGCAGAUAGAGUCAUCACAUAUUUAGAUCAAAGCACACAGAAGCCAUUAAUUGCUACAGUAGAAAAGCAGCUACUGGGUGAACAUUUAACUGCAACUCUUCAAAAAGGGUUAAAUCACCUUCUUGACGAAAAUCGAAUUCAGGACCUCUCAUUGUUAUACCAGUUGUUCAGUCGAGUCCGCGGGGGUGUGCAAGUUCUUCUGCAGCACUGGAUUGAAUACAUAAAGGCUUUUGGCAGCACUAUUGUGAUUAAUCCUGAAAAAGACAAAACAAUGGUUCAAGAGCUGCUAGAUUUUAAAGACAAAGUUGACCAUGUGAUUGAUGUCUGCUUUAUAAAGAAUGAGAAGUUUGUUAAUGCCAUGAAAGAAGCAUUUGAAACCUUCAUCAAUAAAAGACCAAACAAACCAGCUGAACUCAUAGCAAAAUAUGUGGAUUCAAAACUUCGGACGGGAAACAAAGAAGCAACAGAUGAAGAGCUUGAGAAGAUGCUGGAUAAAAUUAUGAUAAUCUUUAGGUUCAUUUAUGGCAAAGAUGUAUUUGAGGCGUUCUACAAAAAAGACUUGGCAAAGCGACUGUUGGUUGGAAAAAGUGCUUCCGUCGAUGCUGAAAAAUCUAUGCUUUCCAAACUCAAGCAUGAAUGUGGGGCUGCCUUUACCAGCAAGCUCGAGGGAAUGUUUAAAGACAUGGAACUAUCAAAGGACAUUAUGGUUCACUUUAAACAGUAUAUGCAAAACCAGAAUGUCCCUGGCAACAUGGAGCUGACUGUAAAUAUUCUUACGAUGGGUUACUGGCCAACGUAUGUGCCUAUGGAAGUUCACCUACCAGCUGAAAUGGUGAAAUUCCAGGAAAUAUUUAAGACUUUUUAUCUGGGGAAGCACAGUGGAAGAAAGCUACAGUGGCAAUCAACACUAGGACAAUGUGUUCUAAAAGCAGAGUUUAACGAGGGCAGAAAAGAACUCCAAGUUUCACUCUUUCAAACUCUUGUGCUGCUUAUGUUUAACGAGGGAGAAGAAUUCAGUUUUGAAGAGAUUAGACAAGCAACUGGCAUUGAGGACAGUGAAUUAAGAAGAACACUUCAGUCCUUGGCAUGUGGAAGAGCUAGAGUUCUUGUCAAGUACCCUAAAAGUAAAGAUGUAGAUGAUGGAGACAAAUUCACAUUUAAUGAUGAUUUCAGACAUCAGCUUUUCAGAAUAAGAAUUAAUCAAAUUCAGAUGAAGGAAACGGUGGAGGAGCAAGCAAGCACUACAGAGAGAGUAUUUCAAGAUAGGCAGUACCAAAUUGAUGCUGCAAUUGUUCGAAUAAUGAAGAUGAGGAAGACCCUUACUCACAAUCUCCUGGUUUCGGAGGUGUACAACCAGCUUAAGUUCCCAGUGAAGCCUGCGGAUUUGAAGAAAAGAAUAGAAUCCUUAAUAGACAGGGACUACAUGGAAAGAGACAAAGAAAAUCCAAAUCAGUACAAUUAUGUGGCAUAGAAAUAUCAGCUUUUUUUUUUUUCGUUUUAUCUUAUUUUAUGGGCUCCAGCUCACUGGGUUACUAGUGGAUAAUAAAAUAGCCUUCUGGUCCCAUUAA